Messenger RNA from Physella acuta, 755 nucleotides. RefSeq lists its product as uncharacterized. The record is from RefSeq and is a predicted model, not a curated record. NCBI's taxonomy places the organism in Eukaryota, Metazoa, Mollusca, Gastropoda, Physidae.
CCAGUGCUACAUCCCCACGUGUCGAUCUGUCGUUAAGUGUCAGCCAAUGAAACGUGUCACCUGACCAUUUACAAAUUAAUCAAUGACACGUAUCUGAACGUGCCAACGUCAACACAUUUCUUUAGCGGCGGAAACUCUAUAGACAAAAUGGUCUCAAAGUUGUUUGUGGUCGUUGUAGUAGCGUGUCUGCUGGCUCCAGUUGCUGCCGAUUACGAUUACGAAGACGAACUUGCCAGUGAAGAACAAGAAGAAAGUCCCUGUGAGGUGGACGGUGUGGUCUACGAUCAUGGCGACGUGUUCAGACUGAAGGGUGCCACUAGGUGCAUUCAAUACCUGUGUAGUGUCGGCAACGUUGUCAUUUACAAGGAUGCUUGUGAUUUUAAAAACGAAUGCUUCCCAGUGAAUUCGGUGUUCGACAUCGACUGUGCCACAUACACCUGCAUCAAGACCAGGAAGGAAGAUACAACACUCUACUCCAUCAAGCCGCAGAAAAUCCGGUGUAAGGAUAGCAAAGGACGAUGCCGUGAACACGGGGAUAAAUUUUCCUCCUUUAUCAACGGGCGCCAGUACAACAACUGCAACUGUAACAUCAUGGGCUAUAUGGCCAGCAUCUCCUGCAAGGCCUGAUGACGCCCCGGCACCCCAGCACCCCAUCUUGGGACCCCGGCACCCCAUCGUGGGACCCAUCCGACGGGCGACGUGCAUCAUUGACUGGCCAUGGUUUCUCAGUUCAAAUAAACAAUGUUUCAAUCAUU